Phragmites australis (common reed) is the source of this 902-nucleotide messenger RNA. RefSeq lists its product as uncharacterized. The record is from RefSeq and is a predicted model, not a curated record. The transcript has a single exon. Bases 132 to 647 code for a protein of 171 amino acids. NCBI's taxonomy places the organism in Eukaryota, Viridiplantae, Streptophyta, Magnoliopsida, Poales, Poaceae.
UCGAUCUUGUGUUUGUGCAUCUUGGCAGCAUAACUUAGCACCUAAGCAACCGGCGUCCUCCCGUCCUCUAUAUAGCUCGCGCCUCGGUGAGAGCGAUUUCUUUUGCUUCUCCCGAACUCAGCUACCAAGCUAUGGCAGCCGCUCAGAAGCUCACCAUUCAGACAUCCCUCACUAAGCCACUGAAACCAUGCCAACCAACCAAGCCUUGUGAUGGAACCAAACCAGCGAGCGCCUCGGGUGAUCGCCAUGGCUCGUCCCUGACGCCUGUCUUUGCCUUCAUCAUCCUCGGAGCCAACUGCGCAGCUGCCAUCUACAACUCGCGCCACGAUCCCUGGGCCGUCGCGUUCGUCCUGGCCUCCUUCCUCAUACUCGUGUCUCUGUUCUACGCGCUCCGCGUGUUCGAGACGCUGCCGCGCGGUUCGCCCAGGAGAGCCCAUGCCAAGGCCGCCGUGUGGAGCCUCUCGACCGUGCUGACGCUGAUGUUCUCCCACCGCGUGGCGGCGCUCUUGCCGCUCCCCGUCGCCGUCGUCGUGUGGGUGAUGGCCGGAUCCACCAUCUUCGCCGGGUUCUACAUGCUAUUCGUCUGCCGUGACGAUAGAGGCGCGACGGAGGAGGAGGCGCCAGCGAAAUUGGCCGAUAUCGCGUAGAGGACAGAGGAGUUGCCCUCUGCGGGCCCACACUCACCGGCGGCAUCCAAAGUGUUGCUCCACAGUCCACACGGUUGCAGAGAUGCGGCGCGCCUUUAUCAUGUUAGAAAAUCUGGAAUUUGUAAUUGAAUGUAACCUGUUUCGAUCAUUUGAAAGAUUCAGUUAUAUUUUUUAUGAGUUUUUAAUAUUAUAUAUAAGAUAGAACAUACUUUUGUAAAAAAACAGAUGAAUAAAGAAUAAUCAAUUUUUCUUCUA